Messenger RNA from Alosa sapidissima (American shad), 2509 nucleotides. RefSeq names its product guanine nucleotide-binding protein G(i) subunit alpha-2-like. The transcript has 10 exons. Gene Ontology annotation, cellular component: heterotrimeric G-protein complex. Gene Ontology annotation, biological process: adenylate cyclase-modulating G protein-coupled receptor signaling pathway; gamma-aminobutyric acid signaling pathway. The record is from RefSeq and is a predicted model, not a curated record. The coding region runs from base 334 to 1401 and encodes 355 amino acids. Lineage: Eukaryota; Metazoa; Chordata; Actinopteri; Clupeiformes; Clupeidae. Gene Ontology annotation, molecular function: G protein-coupled receptor binding; G-protein beta/gamma-subunit complex binding; GTPase activity.
CGAGCCAGAAGCUUACUAAACUGUCUUCAGCUUUUCUAGCUGAGAGGAACUUCGGGUGUGGCGUGGCAGCCCCGAAAAUAUCGAAAUAAAUCACAACGAGUUGAAAUAAAUUGGCUUCCUAACGGUACACGCUGGAACGGUUGAAUACUGGGGAACUGAACGGGACACCAAAACCCCAAGAAUUCAGCCACAGGGUCGUGGAGAUAUUUUUCUUGCGGUUUGACAUCUGAUUUCAACCAGUCGAGUCGAGUCCUCCACACCGAACUUCGGUGGCCCAUUUUGUUGCUGUACCUGCUGCACGCAAGAGGCGCCCUGAAGCGUGCACUCGGAACCAUGGGCUGUACUGUCAGUCAGGAGGACAAGGCAGCCGCCGAAAGAUCCAAAAUCAUUGACAAAAGUCUUCGAGAGGAUGGAGACAAGGCAGCUAAGGAAGUGAAACUGCUGCUUUUGGGUGCUGGAGAGUCGGGGAAGAGCACCAUCGUCAAGCAGAUGAAGAUCAUCCAUGAGGAUGGCUACUCGGAGGAAGAGUGUAAGCAGUACAGAGCUGUGGUCUACAGCAACACCAUCCAGUCCAUCAUGGCCAUCAUCAAGGCCAUGGGCAGCCUCAAGAUCGACUACGGUGAUGCUUCCAGAGCCGACGACGCACGUCAGCUCUUUGCCCUGUCCGCGGCUGCUGAGGAGCAGGGCCUGCUGCCAGAGGACCUGUCCAGCACCAUCCGCCGCCUCUGGUCCGACAACGGCGUGCAGAACUGCUUCACCCGCGCACGCGAGUACCAGCUCAACGACUCUGCUGCCUAUUACCUGAACGACUUGGAGAGGAUAGCCAAGGCGGACUACAUCCCCACACAGCAGGAUGUCCUGCGCACCAGAGUGAAGACCACUGGCAUAGUGGAAACCCACUUUACCUUCAAGGACCUGCAUUUCAAGAUGUUUGAUGUGGGCGGCCAGCGGUCAGAGAGAAAGAAGUGGAUCCACUGCUUCGAGGGCGUGACCGCCAUCAUCUUCUGCGUGGCCAUGAGUGCCUACGAUCUGGUGCUGGCCGAGGACGAGGAGAUGAACCGCAUGCAUGAAAGCAUGAAGCUCUUUGACAGCAUCUGCAACAACAAGUGGUUCACAGAGACCUCCAUCAUCCUCUUCCUCAACAAGAAGGACCUGUUUGAGGACAAGAUCAAGAGCAGCCCCCUCUCCAUCUGCUUCCCCGAGUACAGCGGGCCCGACAAAUAUGACGAGGCAUCAGAGUACAUCCGGACAAAGUUCGAGGACCUCAACAAGAAGAAGGAUACUAAAGAGAUCUACUCCCACUUCACCUGUGCCACGGACACCAAGAACGUGCAGUUUGUCUUUGAUGCCGUCACCGACGUCAUCAUCAAGAACAACCUGAAGGACUGCGGUCUCUUCUAAAGCAAGCCUGCUGGGGGAGGAGCCAAGAUUACUUGAACAGCUCUGAUGACCAGGGGGGUUAGAAGGGAGGGAUGGGGGGGAUCGUCUCGACCAACUGCACUGGCCAACCCUGAUUCCUGCUUCAUUUCUGCUCUUUCUAAAGACAACAUGAGAGACUGCGCCGCGGCGAGGGCUGGAAAGGGCAGCAUCCUCAGCUGCCUUGCCCUCUCCUUCUCUCUCUUGCUCCAGACCUGCCCCGGCUCAUGGAUAAUAUUUAAGUUUCAAAACAAAAACAGAGUUGGUUCCAUAUUUCUCGUAUUAACUCCCUGGGCUUUGACCACAAAUCAACAAUUGUGUUUUUUUGUUUGUUUAUUUGUUUGUUUUGCCUGUGGUUUUCGUUGUUGAUUAUUAGAGAGGCAACAUAAACCUUUUUUUAUAUAUAUAAAUAUAUUCAUUUUACUUUAGAAAAUCUGAUGUGCAAAUUUUAUUAAACUUUUAAUUGCGUAAAGCUUAUUUUUUAAAAAAAGGAGCGCCGGCAUGGAUAGGGAGAAUGAUUGAAAAAGGAAAGUGCUUUUUUUUAUAAUGUUUACAUGAAGUCCGCAUUCGUAGCCAAGCUGCAUAUUGUUCUGCAUGACUGAUAGCCAAUGUAUUAGCUGAAUAACCUGCACAAAAAAGCAUAACAUUCCUUUGACAAAAAAUAAAAAUUUGAAAAAAGAAAAUACUAAAAAAGAGAAAAAUUAAAACACAAAAAAAUGCUUCGCGCCAGGGAAAAUGUGCUACAUUUUUAACAGACAUUUAAAGUAUGACCCGGAAGUAUCUAACAAUCUAUUGUUUUUUGUUUUUAUUUUAUAUUAUUAUUAUAAUUAUUGUUGUCCCAUUCCACAACCUUUGCAUUAUGUUUGUGCCUUGAGUUUACAAUGGACUCGUAGAGGUGAUCUCAUCAGUGCUGUUUGACCUACUGUUCUUCUGUACUUUCGCUCCUCUUGUUCUGCACAUGUGUAAGGAUAAAUAGUGAUUUAACGAGACACAUUCUAAUUGAGAAAAAAGGGUAGUUUUUUUUGGUAAUGACUCAUUUCAAAAUGCUUUGAAAGUCCUAUAUAAUGAUUUAAUUUAAAUAAAAGUCCUUCCA